UACAGUUACAUAUAUGAGUUUUUUUAGUAUGCUACUGCAAGUCAAAUAUUUGCUUGUUCAUGUAUAAAUAUGAUGUGGUAGCUUUCGAUGUCAGUUCAAACCUGGCUUGUUGUUGGUUAAGAAUUGAUAAAGAAAAUGAAGUUUUACGCUGUGUUGGUUUUGUGUUUGGUUGGUUCAACUGCAUGCAGAGAAAAUGAUCCAAAAGAAAGAAAGAAGCGUAUUAUUGACGCUGCUCUAGCUCCCAUCAUUGGAGGUGCAAUAGUUGCUGGAGCAUCACUCACAGGUACCACUGUGGCUGGAUUAAAAUCACCUUCAUAUACUGUUUCAGUGUCUGGUUCAAUUGAAAACUACAGCAAAUGGUCCAUCCAUUUACGCCAAUGUCAAAUGGCUUCAGGCUACAUGAAUGUCCCAAUGCGAACCAUUAUCCCUGGAUAUCGAGAGGGGUGGGCUAGCCACAAAACUGGAAAUACUGCCACGGGAACCUAUGUGCGAUGUACUUUCCAAGCUAAUAAUGACCUGAUUCAUAUAAUGUACUCUGCUCCAUACUCGUUUGACUUCCAUUCCAACUGGCUUGGUGUGGCCAUAUGUCCAAAGAACAACGGAGAGUGCAAAAGCAUGACGGCAGAUAAAAUGUAUUAUCGGAAGUCUAGCUUUGUUAGCUUGAAGGAAUAUUACCGCAGCAUCAGCCAUUUACGACAGUGCAGAGGGGACUUCUGCUUCACUGGCAUUAUGGGAACAAGUCACAAACCUGAAAUUGACAUCAGAAUUUACCCUCGAAGCUACGACAACCUCUCAUCAGCUGUGCAGGAUUCAUCCGCUAAAGACAGGUGGUCGAAAGGAGAUUAUGAUGGCUUCAUCAAUGGUAUUAAAGAUUAAUCAUGAUAUUUUGUAAGAUAAUGUUUUUCUACAUGAAAAUACAUGUUCGGAUUAAUCAAUUCAA
This is a messenger RNA of Hydractinia symbiolongicarpus, 940 nucleotides long. RefSeq names its product tereporin-Ca1-like. The record is from RefSeq and is a predicted model, not a curated record. NCBI's taxonomy places the organism in Eukaryota, Metazoa, Cnidaria, Hydrozoa, Anthoathecata, Hydractiniidae. Bases 136 to 876 code for a protein of 246 amino acids. The transcript has 2 exons.